UAUCAUAGGUAUCAAAGCUAAGUAGCGUUAGCUUUGGGAGAGGUAACGAGAAUACCUGCCACAGCUGUUUUUCUUGUAAUAUCAGUGAAUGAAUUCACACAUAUACAGAACUGGAAAUGCCUUUAAUAUGUUUUUUAAACAGGAUACAAUGUUAGCUAGACUUGCCGGCUAACGUUAUUAGCAGAUAGUUGACUUACGUUUACCAUAACGAGUAAAGUUGUAGUCUUUGUUGUCGCUAAUAAAUGGUGAGAACUAGCCAGCCAUUCCUCAAGACAGCUGACUAGUUUGCGUGUAGAAAUGGACAGGUUUGUAGUACGGUUACCUAAGGGUGAGACACCCAAGGAAACGAAGAACAAGGAAAAGGUUUACAAGCAAGCGACAAUUGAGUCUUUGCGGAGGGUGGUUGUGAUUGAGGACAUCAUGCGCUACAAGUCCAUGCUGGAGCUGCCUGAGCAGACCAAGGAGAACCUGCUGCAUGCUUUGACUGAGCUCAACAAGAAGGUGCCAUCCAGGGAGGUGCUGAAGUCCACAAAAAUAGGUCACACUGUCAACAAAAUGCGAAAGCAUGUGGACCCCGAGGUGAGUUCACUGGCCGUACAGGUUUACACUCAGUGGAGGACCUUCAUUGAAGAAAAUUCCAAUAAGCCUUCUAUUGAAGUACGCUCCGACAAACAGUCUGAGGGACUUAGGAGCAACGCCAGAAGAAUGAUGGCCGAAGCCCUGGAAAUCAAGGAGGAUUGUGGCCUUAUUGACAACAUUGAGAGAGAAGUGUUCCACCAGAGCUCCCGGUUGGUCAGCAGUUCAUACAGGCGGACCAUCAGAGCACUCGUCUUUGCCUUUAAACACAAGCCAGAGAUCAGAACUCAAGUGAAGAACAGCACACUUUCAGUAGACCAGCUGGUUUCCGAUUACAAAAAAUAACUGAGGCUGGACAAGGCAAAGACUGUAUAUUGAAGACUUCUUGUGAUUUUUCUUGAAUUUUAUCAAAAUACCUGGUGCAUAAUGUUUUUUAUUUCUCCUUUUUAAAGUUUUUUAUUUUUUAUUUUUUAAAUUGCGAUAAAUGCUUUUAUUCUUUGUGGCACAUUAUGAGACUUGUACUGCUUCAUUAUUAAAUGUAAAUUACUGUGAAGAAUAGUAUGUAAUUUAUUGUGGUGAACUAAGGAUGAUUAAGUUGUUCAUUUGCACUUGAAUCAGAGGUGAAGUAUUUCUCAUUUUAGGCAACACAGUCAAUAGCUCUGCACAGUUUUUAUACUGUCAAUGAAAAUUUUUUAAACAAAAUAUGACUGCUUCAGUGUCAGUGUCUUU
Messenger RNA from Myripristis murdjan (pinecone soldierfish), 1305 nucleotides. RefSeq names its product transcription elongation factor A (SII) N-terminal and central domain containing 2 (gene tceanc2). NCBI's taxonomy places the organism in Eukaryota, Metazoa, Chordata, Actinopteri, Holocentriformes, Holocentridae. The transcript is spliced from 4 exons. Gene Ontology annotation, cellular component: nucleus. Gene Ontology annotation, biological process: DNA-templated transcription. The coding region runs from base 298 to 921 and encodes 207 amino acids. The record is from RefSeq and is a predicted model, not a curated record.